AAGCUUACUUCCGAUUGUUGGAAACGUGAAAGCUUUUGCAUCGGAUAUUUAGCUUUUAUCAAUUAAGGAAUGUUCCAAAAAGAUUUCCAUUGCAUUCACACAAUCUUACAUCUUAUGUUCACCAAUUUUACGCAACUGUAACUUUACGACAUUUUCUUGUUUGUUGCAAUUUGUACUGAAAAUCCCAAAAAUCAAAUCAUGAAAUGGAUUUUUGAAGAACAAAUGCAAUGUAGUGAUGCACUUUCUUCUCGUGAAAAAAAAAUGAUUAGGGAAAAAGUAUAUGAAGAAGAUUAUUUUCAAGUCAAAAGGAGAAAUAGCAAACAAAGGAGAAAUAGCACACAUUAAAAAAUUCAAAAAAAAAAAAAAAGCACCCUUGACGUUUGACAACAACUUCUCCGAAACAGAGGCUGCUCCAGACUGCAGGAAUCAAAGUCGACCCGCAAUAAAGCCGUGUUCCUUUGCUGUCGUACAUAGGGAAAACUUAAAUCCAUCCACUUUCCAAGAAAAAACUCCGACAGCUCGUCUCCCUUGUAUAUAUAUUGCCCGCUUAAAAUACCCCUACACAUCUCAAAAUAUAACAACUUUCUUUGGAGAUCAUAGUCAGCAAGUUACACAAUCCAUCCUAAGAUUAAUGGCAGGGUUUGGUAAAACAGGUCUUGAUUUCGAGGAUUUAUUGCCAGUGAUGGCGGAGAAGCUGGGCGGAGAAGGGCUGAUUAGGGAGCUGUGUAAUGGGUUCAAUCUGUUGAUGGACAAGGACAAGGGGGUCAUCACACUGGAGAGCUUGAAGAUGAAUGCGGCAAGCCUACGAUUGCAAGAUUUAAGAGACGAGGAGAUUGUGAGCAUGAUUAGAGAAGGUGAUCUCGAUGGCGAUGAUGCUCUUAAUGAGAUGGAGUUUUGUGUACUGAUGUUCAGAUUAAGCCCUGGAUUGAUGGAAGAGUCACAGUUGUUGCUCGAGGAGAUUCUUGAAGACGAGCUCAACACUGCUGGGUUCUAACGCGAUUUUAUUUUGUCCCCUUUUUUCUUUCUUUUCGUCUUUCAUUUUUCUCACAGAUGACAAAAGGGGCAUUGAGCAAACAUUACUUUGUUUAAUAUGGCAAUCAUCGAAUAAUAAAUUGCCUUGGCAUAUAAUAGCAUAAUAAUUUUUUUUAACCAGCUCCUAUUUAAUUUUCUCCCAUCUUUUUUCUUGAUCGGACAGGUAGGCAGGAGGUAAUAUUUGAUAGAGCUAGAACUACUCAAAUCCGAAUAAAAGAAAAAAGAAAUCAUUUGGAACCAACUGUUUAUA
This is a messenger RNA of Durio zibethinus, 1282 nucleotides long. Lineage: Eukaryota; Viridiplantae; Streptophyta; Magnoliopsida; Malvales; Malvaceae. The record is from RefSeq and is a predicted model, not a curated record.